Molecule: messenger RNA, 496 nt
Organism: Lampris incognitus (smalleye Pacific opah)
Lineage: Eukaryota; Metazoa; Chordata; Actinopteri; Lampriformes; Lampridae
Gene: phf5a
Product: PHD finger protein 5A
Exons: 4
Coding region: 68-400 (110 amino acids)
Biological process (GO): mRNA splicing, via spliceosome
Cellular component (GO): U12-type spliceosomal complex; catalytic step 2 spliceosome; U2 snRNP
Source: RefSeq, a predicted model, not a curated record
ACAGCCGGGGUCGACGUUGAGAGGUCAGAGUGGAAGGCGCUGUGUAGCGCCUGUGCGAUCGGAGACAAUGGCCAAGCACCAUCCGGACCUGAUCUUCUGCAGGAAGCAAGCCGGCGUCGCCAUCGGCAGACUGUGCGAGAAGUGCGAUGGGAAGUGUGUCAUCUGUGACUCCUAUGUGAGGCCAUGCACGCUGGUGCGCAUCUGUGACGAGUGUAACUACGGCUCUUACCAGGGACGCUGUGUGAUCUGCGGAGGCCCUGGCGUUUCAGACGCCUACUACUGCAAAGAGUGCACAAUCCAGGAGAAGGAUCGAGACGGCUGUCCGAAGAUUGUGAACCUGGGCAGCUCGAAGACAGAUCUGUUCUAUGAAAGGAAGAAGUAUGGCUUCAAGAAGAGGUGAAGACACCAUGGCCCUGCUUUUUAGUGCUUUGACAGCGUUUCCUUGAAAUGUUUUUUUUUCUUUCUUGGGAUUUACAAUAAAAUUCUUUUUAUAUGG